Cicer arietinum (chickpea) is the source of this 1252-nucleotide messenger RNA. Its product is annotated as tetrapyrrole-binding protein, chloroplastic. Gene Ontology annotation, molecular function: tetrapyrrole binding. The record is from RefSeq and is a predicted model, not a curated record. Gene Ontology annotation, biological process: chloroplast-nucleus signaling pathway. Gene Ontology annotation, cellular component: chloroplast. Lineage: Eukaryota; Viridiplantae; Streptophyta; Magnoliopsida; Fabales; Fabaceae.
CUCCAACUCCUACUAACCACUCAAGCAACUUUGCACACAACAAUAUCAAAGCCUUCAAAUUUCUUCAUAUCAUAUUCAUCCAUUUCCUUCUACACACUUUUCAAUAACCCUUCUCCUUUGUUAUCCUAAACUAACUAUACAAUAUUGUAGUAUACUCUCUGAACUCAAAUGGCAACUAAUUCUCUUCAUUCAAUUCAACACCAUUCUCUCAGCAAACGCCACUACUACCCUUCUGAGACUGUUCCAUCCACACUUUCAUCUUCACUCUUUCUCAAACCAACCACAAUCAACACCAGCAUAACUAUCUCUCACUCUUCUUCCACCACAUUCUCUAGUCUCUCACAAACAACAUCCUCCACACCAUCAUCAACCUCUCAAAUCAUCUCCUUUGAACUCCUCCAACAGCUUCUCAAAGCCAAAAACUUUCAACAAGCCGACGAAGAGACAAGGCGCCUUAUUAUCGUCCUUGCGGGUGAAGCGGCUCAAAAGCGCGGCUAUGUUUUCUUCUCAGAGGUCCAGUUCAUAUCAGAAACAGACCUGAAAACAAUUGACCAGCUUUGGAGAGAGCAUAGUGACAACAAGUUCGGUUACAGUGUCCAAAAGAGAAUAUUUGGUAAGGUUAAAAAAGACUUCACAAAAUUCUUCAUUAAGGUUGGUUGGAUGAAGAAGCUUGACACUGAGAUGGAACAACAUAACUAUAGGUCUUUUCCUACAGAGUUUAUAUGGGAGCUCAAUGAUGACACACCAGAGGGUCAUUUGCCUCUGACAAAUGCACUCAGAGGAACACAGUUGCUGAAUAAUAUUUUUACCCAUCCGGCUUUUGAUGAAGUACAAGAAGGCGAAGUUUCAAUUGGUGAGGAAAAUGGGGCACUCAAAGGGUUAAAAGAUUCAUCAAAGCCAUUGGUUCAGAAGAUCUUCAAGACAGACUAUAGUUUCUGAUAACUUCAGACAAGUUUACAAUAAGCCUGUUGAGUGCAUACAGAAUGUAACUUACUUUGUGUUUUACUUUUUUAAGUAUAUACAUAGUAAUUAUUAAUUCAUCACCAAUAGAUGAAGGUAGUUGCUUGAAUUGUAUUUUUUUUUUUUCUUCACUUAUAAAUUAUAAGGAUAGCUGCAUUUUAGAAACUCUUUAAACCGAAGGUUAAUUAAUAUGUUGGCUGUCAUAAUUUAAAAGGAGUUAGAAAACAUGUUGUGAAUACUUGUGCACAUAAUGGACAAAAUAACAAAGCAUGGCAUCUUGUUUAUACCGUCA